AUGGCCACCUGGGUCUAUCCUCUGAUAUCUCCUGAGCGGCUCAAGCUCGAAGAGGAAGAACCACUGAUCAAACUCUCACACGCUCUCCGGGACGACUCCUCCGGCUUCAGCCCCCUAGACCGACUCUUCGGGCCAGGCCACAAGAUGCUCACACACGAUGAGACGGGCGAGGCGUUCAUGUGGCGCGGGGGGGAGGAAGUCAACGUGCGGGAGAAGGUAAAGGUCGAGAGCGGGGAUCCGAGUAUGAUCAGCGUUGCGCGAAGUUGA
This is a messenger RNA of Endocarpon pusillum Z07020, 267 nucleotides long. RefSeq lists its product as uncharacterized. The transcript is spliced from 2 exons. NCBI's taxonomy places the organism in Eukaryota, Fungi, Ascomycota, Eurotiomycetes, Verrucariales, Verrucariaceae. The record is from RefSeq and is a predicted model, not a curated record. Bases 1 to 267 code for a protein of 88 amino acids.